AUGCAAAGUAAGAAAUUGAAAGAGAGCAGCGGUACUAAAAUAGAAUACAAACAUGUGAAAGGCGAACUGGAAAAGAUGUUUAACAAGGUAAAGAACAACGAGAUGACAGAUUCAGAUAGUGAGAAGAUGACGACAAUUUUCAAGUUACUGAGCAUGACAAACAUCAAGAAGUCUAAAGAGAGUUAUUUGGUUAGCCUAAUAGAUUGGAUGAUUGAUAUUAGAGGCACAGCAGUCGGCAAUCUAUAUAGACAAGAAAUAUACAGCUUCUUCUACCUGUUUAUGAGGAAGGAGGUAAAAUUGGAUGUAGCAAACAAAUUGAGAGCAUACAAACACAUGAGAUAUCUGAAUGAUUUGGAUGUCAUAUUUAGUGAUCUAUAUUCUGAUUACAAUGACCUAGAGAGGAUGGAUGUGAAUGGCAAAGUAUUUAGGAAUUAUAUCCUAGAAAAAAUUAUUGAGAAGUCAUUCACAGUCAAAGAUAGCACCAGAAUACUUAAUGGUAUUUGUGAAGCAAUGGACAAAUACAAGAAUGUAUUUGCUAAAUGUCUCUGUGAUAUUGAGACGCUGCCUGAUGAGAAAGAGAAUACUGAAAACAAACCUGAAAAAUUCAAGGAUGAAUACAAAGUGGUGUUCAUGUUGUAUUACACAUACAAAUGGCUUGAAAAUGUACAAAUAGAUUUGAAUGCAUUAAAAUCAGCCAAGGAAGUGGAGGAAAUUGAGGAUUCAGUGAUCUCCAGAGUGUUUGACGCAUUUAAUUCACUGCCUGAAAUAGAAUUUGGUGUAUUUAAAGAGAAGGAGGUGAUAUACAAGUUGUUUAACACAAACAACUAUGAAAACAUUCUAUUCUCUGUCUAUCAGAGACUAUUCAAUUUCUACAUUUGGAAGAACAAGAAGAAACUUGCCAAUUCAAAAAUACUCAGGGCAUUUGAUCGAAAUCAGCAACACAAUAUCUACCUGAAACUAAGAAACACUCACGAAUCAUUUGUGAAUGUUUUCAAGCAGAUCAAUCCACAGUAUCUGAUUCUGGAAUUAGAAAAAACAAGAAGCCACCACAUUCUCAAAGACGUCUUCAUGCACUUUGAUUUGUUUACAGCCCAGAAGGACAUUGCUACCAUCUUCAACACGAUGUUCUUUGCAUUUGAAAGCAGCUUCAACACGUCUCAAAUCAGUAACUUAAGCACUGCAAUCUCUAAACACCUUGAAAUAUUCGCUGAUUCAUUCGCUGAGUUACACGAAUAUUCUAAGCAUGAAAUACGAAAUAAGCUUAAUCAAAUAGACUUAAACAUCAAUAUAGCAGAGUACAAGAAGAAUGUAAGUGUGUUACACAUGCUGACGUAUUUCAAUGAGCCUCGCUUUGACAUGGUCGAAUUGGUAGGACUGAUAUUGGAUGACGAAGGAAUCAUUAGAUCCAAGGAAGAAUAUUUCAGGUGCAAAUACAUUUUAUGCCUAAUAUACAAAUUCAAGGAGCUGAUUGGUAUCGGACUGAUAAACAGACUAAAGGUAGUGAUCAAGAAGAAUAUAGGCAACAGAGAACACAUCAAAAUGCUUGGUCGAAUUUACAACUACAUCUUCGAGAACAAGGAGGAGAACAGGUUCAAUCCACUGAUUCUUGGAGCAAUUGGAUCAAAUAAGUUCAAAAUAAACACAGGUGGAGAAAGCAACCUGGAAUAUGUCGCAGUGCUACUCAACAUGCAUUACAGCGUGACUAAUGAACACCUUGAUGUCUGUUCAUCCAUUCUGAACUCUACCGACAACCAAAUACUCAAAAUGCUUGUUUUUGAAACAGUCAUCGACCUGAUCAAUUCCGAAUCCAAUUUGAAGUUGAUCAAUAAGUUCAUCACCAACAAUUCAACCCUACUCGUUGACCUAUUCAUGAAACACCAUGAGCAAAUUGGAGUAAUAUUGAUCUAUGGACUACNUGGAUCAAAUAAGUUCAAAAUAAACACAGGUGGAGAAAGCAACCUGGAAUAUGUCGCAGUGCUACUCAACAUGCAUUACAGCGUGACUAAUGAACACCUUGAUGUCUGUUCAUCCAUUCUGAACUCUACCGACAACCAAAUACUCAAAAUGCUUGUUUUUGAAACAGUCAUCGACCUGAUCAAUUCCGAAUCCAAUUUGAAGUUGAUCAAUAAGUUCAUCACCAACAAUUCAACCCUACUCGUUGACCUAUUCAUGAAACACCAUGAGCAAAUUGGAGUAAUAUUGAUCUAUGGACUACACUCUGUUGCAAAAGUUUGUGGACAGCCAUAA
This is a messenger RNA of Enterospora canceri, 2247 nucleotides long. The record is from the annotation of a GenBank genome assembly. NCBI's taxonomy places the organism in Eukaryota, Fungi, Microsporidia, Enterocytozoonidae.